This is a messenger RNA of Filobasidium floriforme, 1951 nucleotides long. RefSeq names its product glycosyl hydrolase. NCBI's taxonomy places the organism in Eukaryota, Fungi, Basidiomycota, Tremellomycetes, Filobasidiales, Filobasidiaceae. Bases 186 to 1871 code for a protein of 561 amino acids. Gene Ontology annotation, biological process: carbohydrate metabolic process. Gene Ontology annotation, molecular function: hydrolase activity, hydrolyzing O-glycosyl compounds. The transcript is spliced from 7 exons. The record is from RefSeq and is a predicted model, not a curated record.
GGAAGGAGAGAUGGAGGUGGAAGGUGGACGGGAGGGAGCGUGGACGGAGCGGGGCAACGUGUGGCGCGCGUAAGUACUUGUCAUUCACCCUCGGUCGCCGUCUCGAAGCAUCCCCUUCGACCUCGAAAACACCGUUCAACCUCUCCUUCCAGCUCUUCGUAUCGUCUUGGUGAAAUCUCCCGAACAUGUCCUUCCGUAAUCCCAUCCUCAGCGGUUUCAACCCCGACCCGUCAAUCGUCUUUGUCGACGGCGUCUACUACCUCGCGACCUCGACCUUCCAAUACUUCCCUGGGGUCCCCAUUUACCGCUCGACGGACUUGGUCGACUGGAAACUCAUCGGCCAUGCGCUCAAUCGGCCCUCGCAACUUCAGAUGCGAACGACCGAAGGCGGCGGGGGGAUCUUCGCGCCGACUUUGCGUCAUCACAAGGGGAGGUUUUACAUGACCACUUGUUGUGCUCAUCGCAUCCGAUUCGGGACUACAGAUCCCUUUGUCACGCCUCGCGGAUUCUACGUCUGGACCGACAACAUCAUGGACGACGCAUCCUGGAGCGAACCGAUCUUCUUUGACAUGCUAGGAAUCGACCAGGACCUCUUCUUUGACGACACCACAGACAAGGUCUACCUCUCAACCACCGCUCGACUCUAUCAACCCGACCUCCCCCGAUACGGCUUCGACACGGCCCCCUGGAUAUCCGAGGUCGACCUCGAGUCUGGUCGCCUUUUGACCCUCCCUAAACUCCUACGCCAAUCGCCCAUCGGGGUAGGGAUCGCCGAAGGUUCUCAUAUCUUCCGUAAAGAUGACUAUUACUACCUCAUCACGGCUGAGGGCGGGACCGAGACGAUACACCAGCAAUGGGUUUUCCGAUCAAAGUCGGGCCCCGAGGGGCCAUGGGAGACAGGUCCGGAAGGUACGGUCAAUCCGAUGGUCUUCAACGGAGAAGACGAGUUCGUGCAACAGACCGGGCACGUCGAUUUCGUCCAGGGUCACGGAGGUGCAUGGUGGGCCGUCAUGCUCGGGUUCCGGAACCAAAGACAUCCUGAGACGGGUGAUAAGCUAUGGAGCGUCUUGGGAAGGGAGACGUUCCUCUGCCCUGUGGAAUGGGAGGAAGGAUGGCCGAUUUUGAACGGCCGGAAGAAGAUUGGGUUGACCGGAGAAGCCCCAGAGGGGUUGGGCUUGUCGAGGUUGUCGAGCAGGAUCUCGUGGCGAGAGGAGGCUCCUCGCUUUCUGUCGGCCUUGACAGACACCUUGCCCCUGGGCUGGUACACCGUCCGGACCCCGAUCAAGCCGUUCCACUCGCUCUCCGCUUCAUCCGGCCUGACCAUCUACCCAUCCCCCUACUCUAUCACAGAUGACGAGUCCCCCUCGAUGUUACUUCGCCGACAAGACGCUUUCGUCGGCACUUGGGAGACGGUCGUUGACUUUACUCCUGGCCGACCGGGCGAGGAGGCAGGUACGGUAGUCUGGUGGAGCAAGUGGGCGUUCUCGAGCGUUGGCGUGAGGGGGAUCGAGGGAGGUAGGGAGGUGGUGUUCAAGUUUCCUACGCUCGAGGACGACAAGAUCCAGGAGACGAUUUUCCCUUCAUCGCAUGUCGGCCCCGUCAAGCUUCGUAUCCAAGCGACUCCCACAUCCUACACCUUGUUCUUUUCCGAAAUCACCGGCGACUCAUCUUCAAAUCCGACCUCCUGGACCACAGCGGGUUCCAUCUCUGCCGCCGUCAUGGUCCGUCAACGGAUGAUAGACUCGAUCAUGACCGGGACUCAUUUCGGCUUGUACGCGUUCGGGGCGCAUCACGAGCCGUCCUUAUCGAAAGCGUCGUUCAAGUAUGCGACGUGGGAGGCGGACCGAGACGGGGUAGCUCAAGGAGCCUAGACUAGAAGCCGUGUCUUUAUACUUAUUGAAGGGGUGUGUACUCUUGAACGAUUAUUGACAUCGAACAUACAGUAUAAGGG